AUGGACCACCCAUUUUUUGGCAUGACUGGUGGUCAAAUCUUCAAUGAGAUGAUGAUCCGCCAUAAUGUGAAGCAUAUUUUUGGCUACCCUGGUGCGUCUCUUAUCCGCGUACUGGACGCCAUCUACCAGUCAAAGCACUUCGACUUCAUCCUUCCUCGACAUGAACAGGGCGCCGGUCAUAUGGCCGAGGGUUACGCCCGCGUUAGUGGAAAGCCUGGCGUCGUGCUCGUCACCUCUGGCCCUGGUGCUACCAAUGUUGUCACGCCCAUACAGGAUGCAUUCAUGGACGGAACACCCCUGGUUGUUUUCACCGGUCAGGUGGCUAACAGUGCAAUUGGCUCAGACGCCUUUCAAGAGGCCGAUAUGAUCAGCAUCACAAGGUCCUGCACUAAGUGGAACGUCCUUGUCAAAGACAUUGCAGAGCUACCCCAUAUAAUCAACAAGGCUUUUGAGAUUGCCACUAGUGGUCGCCCAGGGCCCGUUCUAGUUGAUCUGCCAAGUGAUGUUAGCGCCAGUACCCUCCAAAGGACUAUUCCCCUGAGCAGCACCCUUUCCGCCACCACCAGUCCUGUAACCAUUGCCGCAAGGGAAGUCAGCAAGCAGCAGUUAGACCAAUCCAUCAGGCGAUCAGCCGACCUAAUUAACAAAGCCAAGAGGCCCAUCAUCUACGCUGGCCAGGGCGUUAUGCAGACAGAGGACGGUCCUAAGCUUCUUAAGGAAUUUGCAGACAAAUGCAAUAUCCCUGUAACCACCACCCUGCAGGGCCUCGGAAGUUUCGAUGAGCUUGACUCCAAGUCUCUACAUAUGUUGGGCAUGCACGGCUCUGGGUACGCCAACAUGGCCAUGCAAGAAGCCGAUCUCAUUCUCGCUCUUGGUGCCCGCUUCGAUGACCGUGUUACGGGCGCUAUUUCCAAGUUCGCUCCUGCUGCCAAGGCCGCCGCAGCAGAAGGUCGUGGAGGCAUCAUUCACUUUGAGAUUAUGCCAAAGAACAUCAAUAAGGUUGUCCAUGCAACUGAGGCUGUAGAAGGUGACCUUGGUGUCAAUUUGAAGCAGCUUCUGCCUCUCGUGAACAAGGUUGAGCACCGCGCUGAAUGGCUGGGUCAGAUUGCAGAAUGGAAGAUGUGUUUCCCUUGGGCCUAUGAAAAGGAAGGUGAGAAUGGUCUCAUCAAGCCCCAGGCUAUCAUGGAGAAGCUUUCAUACCUGACCGCCGACCGUAAGGAGGAGGUUAUCUUAACAACUGGCGUUGGUCAGCAUCAAAUGUGGUGCGCGCAGCAUUUCCGAUGGCGAUAUCCACGUACCAUGGUCACUUCGGGUGGUCUCGGCACCAUGGGUUACGGUCUCCCGGCCGCCAUUGGCGCAAAGGUCGCCCGGCCACACUGCACCGUCAUCGACAUUGACGGUGAUGCAUCCUUUUGUAUGACCUUGACUGAACUUUCAACCGCCGCCGAGUUCAAUAUUGGCAUUAAGGUCAUUAUUGUGAACAACGAAGAGCAGGGCAUGGCCACACAAUGGCAAAGCCUCUAUUGCAUGGACCGUUUCGCCCACACCCACCAGCGCAAUCCAGAUUUUGUCAAGCUCAGUGAGGCUAUGGGCGUUCAAGCCAAGCGCUGCAUCAAGCUUGAAGACCUGGAAGAUUCACUCAAAUGGCUCCUCGCAACCGAUGGGCCUGCGCUAUUGGAGAUCGUGACUGAUCAGAAGGUACCUGUUCUGCCCAUGGUACUUCCUGGAAGCGCGCUGCAUGAGUUCAUAAUCUAUGAUGAGAAAACUGUCAAAGAACGUAGAGCUCAAACAAAGAGCAGAUCUGGUCGUUAG
Messenger RNA from Bipolaris zeicola 26-R-13, 1812 nucleotides. RefSeq lists its product as uncharacterized. Gene Ontology annotation, cellular component: mitochondrion; acetolactate synthase complex. Gene Ontology annotation, molecular function: flavin adenine dinucleotide binding; thiamine pyrophosphate binding; acetolactate synthase activity. The record is from RefSeq and is a predicted model, not a curated record. The transcript is spliced from 3 exons. Gene Ontology annotation, biological process: L-valine biosynthetic process. The coding region runs from base 1 to 1812 and encodes 603 amino acids. Lineage: Eukaryota; Fungi; Ascomycota; Dothideomycetes; Pleosporales; Pleosporaceae.